UUAGAUAAGCAUAAAAGGUCGGUGGUCGAGGUUGCAUGUAUCGGUGCAGACACUCCGAUACCCAAGACGCCGCUUUAUCAGCUUAACAAUUACACAAGUCGUCAGUGAGAUUUCGUCGAGUUAGGAAAGAAUUGCGUAGCGAAUUAAAGAUCGUAACGGGCAACAGUCGCCGGACAAUUUUUCGCACGCCAAGAACAUGGGAAUCGAUCGACGGGAAUUAAUUUACGAUCGGUUUAUGGGGGUCCUCGGGGAUCCGUAGGCCUCUCGGUGCCCCGCGAGUGUUUCGAAAGUUUUGAUUUUUUUUUUUUUCUCUCCUUUCCGUUGUAUAAAUUGCGACCUCGUCGUAUUCACUCGUCGUAACCGUUGCCCUCUUCCCCCCCUCUGUGAAACUGUGACGCAGUCCUCUCUCUUUUUCACGCGCUUCGCAUUCCCGGUCGUUUCCACUUCUUUUCGACUAGUCUGCCGUUCGACGCGUCCUGAACAACAGUUUUAUCGGUCGUCGCGAGGCUGUCUGAUCGACGGCGCGUCUAUUUCACUGCCGAUUUCUUCGUGCCUCGUAAAGCGCACCUGCUCGCCCCGGCGCGUAACUGUUGCAUACCGAUCGAAACUACCCUUUCGAAGCUCACCCGUUGCAUCGAUUACAUCGUCGUAUUCGUCUUCGACUCGGUUCUUGGUCUCGAGCAGGAGUGGGAGGCGUUCCAGCUCCGUUUAGUCGCGAUCGCGAAAUUCCCGCGAUGAAUCCAGCGAUUAUGCGGUAGGAAAUUGCACCGGAGAGGAUAGCAAAUGGAUAUAGAAACUGUUUCUCGAACAUACUAGGAGAGGAGGACCGCGGAGUAGCGUUCUCCAGUGCAUCGGAGUGCGUGCGUGCGCGUGUGUGCGUGUAUACACCUCCGACGCCUAGCAGCACCACUGUACAUCGUUGGUAUUUUUCGUCCGUGUGGUCACGUAUAUGCCGGAACGUUGUGCGUAGCAGCCCAUCGAGAGUCCUCUCGGUAACAUGGGAGUUCUUUUGGUCUCUGAUGGCACAGCGGCGGUCCAACCUUGUAUGAAUUUGAACGCGGUUAAAGCUGCGGGUGCGCAGCGCGCGAUCGACGCCGGCAACGAGACGAACAACAAUGUAAACGGGCUCAGAGACGCGAAUAGUCUGAUGCCGACGCAGGUCGUCGGUAUAAUUGACGUGGUCGUCAACGACGAGCCGGUACGCAGCUGGAUGCCGCCCCCGCCCAAGAAAAAAUGGAUACGGCAUUAUUUGCUCGGUUCAUUUUAUUUUUCAGAAGAGGAGCCGCUGGAAAAUAAUAGGACGAACGGGAAUCACUCGGCAGGUUCACGAGGAAGUCCCGUGAUCUCGAGCACGCGUGUAACGCCACCCUCGGCGAGCGCGAAUCCAGGCCAUCUGACCGCCCUCCACUCCACGUCGCACCAUCAUCUCUCUAUUCACCAGCAACAGCAGCAACAACAGCCGCCGCAGCAACAGCAGCCACAUCACCACCACCACCAUCAUCACAACAAUCACAACAGCACGCAUAAUCCUUACGUGGAAAAUCACAAUUCGAAUCAUUCGCAGCAGAACACCGGUAAUCUCGUCGUCGACGUUGAACCGAGCCACGAUAGUAAAAAGCAUCGAAACGGACCGUGCACAAUUCGAUCCGGCACUAGAGAAGUGCACAAUAAAUUGGAGAAAAAUCGAAGGGCGCACUUGAAGGAAUGCUUUGAGCUACUAAAGAGGCAGCUACCGUCGCAGGAUGAGAAAAAGUCUUCGAACCUUUCCAUUCUACACGCCGCGAACAGGCAUAUACAGACGUUGAGGAGGAAGGAACGGGACUACGAGCACGAAAUGGAAAGGCUCGCGAGGGAAAAGAUCGCCGCUCAUCAGAAAUUAUUAGCUUUGAAAAAAGAGCUCGCGGCUACCUGGGAUCACAUUGAUUUUAAUACUCUUUUGCCGGAACAGAAUUCUGCUGUCGAUGCAAUAGCUACGAAAAGUGUUUCAGAAAGUAUGGAAGUAGACGUGACUGGGCUCGCUCGAGGAGGCACGAGGUACAGUAGUACCAGUAGUCUGAGUAGCGCGGCCACAGCCAGUUCACCACAAACACUUCAAACCACCAGCACGACUUCCAAUAUUCAUAAUCAAGUUGCGACCGCGGCUGUUGUUUGUCAAACGCAGGGUCUGAACCUCGCGCAAAGUUCUAGGGAAAGUCCACCUGCAAGUUCAAGCCCUGGAACGCCCACGCCUAGCAUUCCUACUCCGGCACAGGAGAAAGUUAACACGUCGUCGACCGGUAUGGUGCAGCAACAGCAUCAACUGCACCUGCCCAUAAGUGCUCAGAUGUUGAACACGAAUCAAGGUUUGGCGACGAUCGUCCCCACCCUUCAGCACAUCGGGCCAAGCUUGAGGGUGAUACCUGGCGACACGAGGCAGCUUCUGGUCACUCACACCACCGGGAACAACGAGUCUAGACCGUUAACGUUAGCCGUGCAAAAUUCUUCGGAUCAAUCGAGGCCACUGAUCGCUGUGCAAUCGAACACUGGAAGUGAGCCAAGGCCCGUGGCGCUGGUCGUUCACUCGUCCACGGCCAACGACAACAGGGUAACGUUCGUGCAUUCUAAUCUGUCCAACAACGAUAGGCCGUUGGCCCUAGCCGUGCAGUCGUCGGCCAGUGACGUCAGGCCAGUUACAUUUGUGCACUCGGCGAACGAGGGAAGGCCGUUAGUUCUCGCAGCGCAUUCUCCUGCACUGAACGUGUCGACGAUUCUGAAUUGUGUUACAGACGCUCAAACGAGGAUAAGAGCGGGUGACACGCAGACCACGCAUAAAAUGGUCGGCGGUGUGACACUGGUCGGCGGAAAUGGAUCGGAGCUGACUAGACUUCCGGGUGGCGCUGAAUUGAACAUACUUCCGGCAAAUGGCUUGACGCUAAGCCACGCAGGUGUGUCGCUCCAGACUGCAACGGGCAAACCUGGCUCGACCGUGAUGCAGAACGCUCCGUCCACAGAAGGUAUAGCUCACAUAGUCGGUCCACACACGCCUCUGUCCGGUUUGACGCCUAUCGUCACGCCUAUGACGGUCGUCUCGCAAGGGAAUCAGGUGACCGCUCACAUUCUGGCGCCCUCCAGCCUCGCGGGUAAGAUGAUCACGACCCCGAUUCUGAAGUCCGUGGCGCAGAUGCCAAUCGUGAACGCUCAGUAUAUCAAUACCACGACCCUGGUGAAGCCGGUGGUCGUCGUCAGUUCCCCGUCAACAUCCGCGCCACAGUCGACGGCGGCUUCCAGCACGCAACCUUCCUCGACCACGCACUCGACCGUCUGACAGAAUCAAAGGAAAGUGAAAUUAGUUUGAGAAACGGCUAGGUCGUAUCGGUGCAUCGAAGCAUGGAGCGACGAAGAUCGCGGCAGACCGACGUUUGGAUCCACGUUUCGCUGUUGUUUGACACCAUUGACGCGCGUCGGGCCGACGACUGGGCACGAUGACGUGAAGUCGAACGGUCGCGUCGAUGGGGACACGAUCGCAGAUGUCCCGGACGGAAGGACCACCGUGACCGUCACGAUGUCGCCGACGUUGAAGGAAAGUUUUCUAUUUUUGAACGUUGAGCUUGCGUUCCUUCGUGUUUAAAUUCGAUGUUUUUACGCUCUUCCAAAGAGUAAACCGACUGAGAGUGUGUUGGAAAUGUCGUUGCUCAACUUGCGCGAUUGCGCCUGGUACCUUGAAUACUCCGAACAAGUACUUACCCGCGCGUAAUCGAACACGGAAACAGUACGGACGCGAUGCAACGAGGCAGCUCAAGCGAAAACAGUUUUAAUAACAGACAAUCAGACACUCGUACGUGAUUAAUUGUACAGUAAGUUCUUCGCUUGCGUGGUUAGUUCCACAACUUCCCGCGCCCAAUUUUAUAAAUACCAUGUAUUGCGUAUACAAAUACGAAUCGAUGGAAGGCGGAAGCGGGGGUGGCUGAGCAAUAUUUACAACGUCCUUUUAUUCGGAACCGACCUUUCUUCCUCUAGAAUAAAUUUACCUGUGUUAUUUUCCUUUCAGAAGUCAACUCGAAUUAAGCAGAUGCGUACGGUGCCCCCUUUAUCAAAAUUCAAAAGUUCGAAAGACAUAGGCAUCUUGCUGUGAAUUUUCUUCGAGUGAAAAUUCGUCGAUAUUCACUAUCGUUUAACCGUUUGUGUGCACAGAGAUCGUUUCGAAAACCGCGACGAAAAAAUAUCAAACCUAUAGCAAUAACGGCAUCAGGGGAUCAAGUCUAAUUUGUGCAAAAUCUAUUCAGCACUCAAACGGUUAAUAAAGAAAGACUGUCGAUUGUCAGGAGAAACAUAAUCAGUAAUGUUCUUUCGCGUAACUCGAGAUCGCGUGACUGGAGGACUUACUGUAUAUUCAAAAUUUCAAUUGAUACAAGCUUUUGAAAACUAUUCGAGACCAAGAACACGACUCGUGGCAUAAUCUUGUUUGCACGAUUUUUAAAUUGCAUGACAGCAGAGUAUGAAGCUCAUUUACUAUUUCUUCGGUACCUCGUCGCAAUUGGGGAAGUUUGGCAAAGGUUACAAAAAAAAAGAAAAAAAAAAAAGAAACAAAACGACUGUUUUUAGAGUGAUGUUAAAUUAAAGAAUUUGUACGAUAAGAUUGAUUUAUAUGUUUUUGAAAUUGAUCGAAAUCUUGAAAUCGGGUGGAUGAUGAUAUAUGCCUGUGCUUUUUAAAUUAUCAUAAUAGUGGCUGUGGAGAAACGAUUAUCGAUGGACUUUGUCAUACGCCUAUGUUUACUUUCGAAAAAUUAGAUCGUAUAAAAUUGAAGUUUCGUCGUGCCGAAAACACUCGCCAAGGAACACACACGGUGUAUGUUUAUUAACGUGCUCAAGUAUUUAUUCGCUUAUAUUUAUUCUACAAACUUAAUUGAGCAUCAUAUACGUUCGUCUUGGCUUUCGAAUACCUUUUACCGGGUUAAUUUCAGUAACGCUCACACACGCGAUUAACGUUACGGGUACGUUUUCGAGGUAGUAGUUCAUUGUCCAAAAAAACAAAAGAAAAAACGAAAA
This is a messenger RNA of Colletes gigas, 5025 nucleotides long. Its product is annotated as max-binding protein MNT-like. Lineage: Eukaryota; Metazoa; Arthropoda; Insecta; Hymenoptera; Colletidae. Gene Ontology annotation, molecular function: DNA-binding transcription factor activity, RNA polymerase II-specific; RNA polymerase II cis-regulatory region sequence-specific DNA binding; protein dimerization activity. The transcript is spliced from 8 exons. The record is from RefSeq and is a predicted model, not a curated record. Gene Ontology annotation, biological process: regulation of transcription by RNA polymerase II. The coding region runs from base 998 to 3304 and encodes 768 amino acids.